AGAUAGCAGCUGCCACUUAUGCUUGGAGAAGCAAGGGCACUGGUCAAGAGUAACUUUUCAGAUCAGCUGUUGAAGAUCUUCUUUUAGACGUGUUGAAUAUACGUUUUUCAUCAUGCAUUUUCUGAAAAGUCUGAAGACAGCCAACCUGGGAAUCUUGCAGCUCCUGAAAAAUGCAGGGAUCCCCUGCAGACUCGCAGGUGAGAGCAGUGUUCUGUCCAGGACGCAGAGCGCAGCCCCUCAUCCAUGCUGGCUCGCAGCAUCAACCUACUCCCAGAGAGCAGUGCACCUCCAGACGGGUCUGGAAGAAGACCACGGCCACUCCAAAAGCAGAUUGAUGUCUGGCAUGGAAGACCUACUUUUCUACACCAUCACUGAGGGCAAAGAGAUGAUCCCCCUCUCUCAUUUCAUAUCUGCUUUGAAAAAAACUGGGUUGUUGACCUCCGAUCCCCGUCUGCGUGACUGUGUGCGUCAGAUGCGACAGUCGGCACGUGACUCAGUCGGACAAGUCAUGAUGGACAAGCGGCUCUUCAGGAGUUGUGUGGGAAACAACAUCAUGCUGCUCACCAAGGCCUUCAGGAAGAAGUUCAUCAUCCCUGAAUUUGAAGACUUCGCCGAGCAAAUCAACAACAUGUACAUGAGCGCUAAACAGCAGGAGGGAGGGCAGGUGGCAGAGUAUCUCCCUCAGCUCGCCAAGUUCAGCCCAGAUUUGUGGGGGAUGUCACUCUGCACCAUCGACGGACAAAGACAGUCUUUAGGUGACACCAAGGUUCCCUUCUGUCUGCAGUCGUGCAUAAAGCCUCUGGAAUACGCCAUGGCCGUGCACGAGCUCGGCAGCGAGGCCGUGCACCACUUUGUCGGCAAAGAGCCCAGUGGAUUCAAGUUCAACAAACUGUCAUUAAGUGACGAAGAUAAACCUCACAACCCGAUGGUGAACGCCGGAGCCAUCGUCAUCAGCUCUUUAAUUCAGCCCGGAGCCAAUAAAGCUGCACGAUUUGAUUACGUGAUGGAGUUCUUAAAAAGCAUGGCGGGGUCGGAGUACGUGGGCUUCAGCAACGCCACCUUCCAGUCGGAGAGGGAGCUGGGCGACAGGAAUUACGCCAUUGCUUACUACCUGAGGGAGAAAAAGUGCUUCCCGCACAAUGCAGACAUGAUGGCGGCGCUUGAUUUCUACUUCCAGUUGUGCUCCAUAGAGGUGACCUGUGAGUCAGGAGGUGUCAUGGCCGCCACUUUGGCCAACGGGGGUAUUUGUCCCAUCACCGGCGAGCGGGUGCUCAGCUCUGAAGCCGUCCGAAACACCCUGAGUCUCAUGCACUCGUGUGGAAUGUGCGACUUCUCUGGCCAGUUUGCCUUCCAUGUGGGUUUGCCAGCUAAAUCUGGAAUAUCAGGCGCUGUUCUCCUGGUGGUCCCCAAUGUCAUGGGUGUGAUGUGCUGGUCUCCACCGUUGGAUCGACUGGGAAACAGUGUGAGGGCCAUUCACUUCUGUCAGGAGUUGGUUUCCCACUUUAACUUUCACAACUACGACAAUUUGAGACACUUCACAAAGAAACAUGAUCCCAGAAGAAGAUCAGAUGAAGACCCAAACAAGUCAGUGGUAAACCUGAUGUUUGCAGCCUACAGUGGAGACGUCGCUGCUCUCAGGAGGUUCGCACUCUCGGCUUUGAACAUGGAGCAGACAGACUACGACUCUCGCACGGCGCUCCACAUUGCCGCCGCUGAAGGACACGUGGAGGCCGUGAUGUUUCUCACUGAGAUAUGCAAAGUGAAUCCUCUGAUGAAAGACAGAUGGGGUAACACGCCGAUAGAAGACGCGCUGCAGUUUGGCCACGAUGGCGUCGCUUCAGUCCUGAGGGAGUAUCAGGCCAGAUACAUGGACGCUGAAGCAGCGAGCGACACAGAGGACCAGGAGACCUCCAGCAUUAAAGCCACAUAGGAAACCAGGUCAUCCGUUUUUCCCAGAUCACUGCAUAAACAUAAGAAUUUGUGCUAGAAAUUAAGAUUAUUUCCAAAAGAGAUCGAGGCACAAAAUCAUUUCCUCACAACUUCUCUGAACUUCAUGUGAAUAAUGUGUGGAGCAGGAAGAGAAUGUUGCCACUCGACCAAAAUCCCCCCUCUUGUCCAACCCUUUGGAUCACCUCAAGUGGCAGAGGAAUGUCGAACCGUGCCUUGUCACUAUCAUUUAUUCAAGCAUUUUCUAAGCAGGGGAAAACUGAAAUAAAGGAAGUGGACGGGCUGAGAUGUGAGUUCGGUCAAUAAUAGAUGAACCGCCAUGUACUUCAUUUGUAACUCUUAAUAUAAUGAAAGUACUGAGGUUCAGUCCAGCCUUUAAAAGGAGACUGGUACUUUUGUUUCAAAGUAGGAUGAGUUAUCACACUUUAAGAUAAAAUGUGACAUGUUUUUCUUUGCACAACUGUCUAUAGACUUUCUUAGACUUAACGCUUUCCUUUAAUGUGCAGCCAGUGGUGGUUUGAGACACUCAACUUUAGAGUGUUCCAAACUGUAGGUGGCAGGUUUUUUUUUGCCUUUUUCUAUUGUCCUUGCUGUAUAUAAAUAAUUUGCCAAUUUAUUUAUUAAAUAUUUUAUCAAUCCGUGAUCUGUUUAGAGUUGUCAUCAAAACACGAUGAAUAUGCUUCUGUAAUGCUUCAUUUCUUUCUCAUCCACAUGCUAUUUGUUUCAUGGUUAUUGUUGUCACUGUACAUUUUUGUUCAAAUAAAAAUA
Messenger RNA from Synchiropus splendidus (mandarinfish), 2715 nucleotides. RefSeq names its product glutaminase kidney isoform, mitochondrial-like. The record is from RefSeq and is a predicted model, not a curated record. NCBI's taxonomy places the organism in Eukaryota, Metazoa, Chordata, Actinopteri, Syngnathiformes, Callionymidae. The transcript has 18 exons. Gene Ontology annotation, molecular function: protein binding; glutaminase activity. Bases 113 to 1930 code for a protein of 605 amino acids. Gene Ontology annotation, biological process: L-glutamine catabolic process.